Sipha flava (yellow sugarcane aphid) is the source of this 603-nucleotide messenger RNA. RefSeq lists its product as uncharacterized. Bases 146 to 541 code for a protein of 131 amino acids. The record is from RefSeq and is a predicted model, not a curated record. NCBI's taxonomy places the organism in Eukaryota, Metazoa, Arthropoda, Insecta, Hemiptera, Aphididae. Gene Ontology annotation, biological process: translation. Gene Ontology annotation, molecular function: structural constituent of ribosome; protein binding. The transcript has 4 exons. Gene Ontology annotation, cellular component: ribosome; cytosolic small ribosomal subunit.
UUUUUCAUAAGACCAUUGGUGUUGUUGUGUCUUCAGCGAACUAGAAUUUGAGGAAUUCAUCUUUCUACAAUCCUUAUAUUACAGAUUUUCUGUAUCAAAUACAGUAUUUGAAUAAGUACAUUAAGUUAUAGAAUUUGGCUUCAACAUGCAGUUGUUCAUCCGUGGUCAAAAUGUGCGUGCAUUAGAAUGCCAAGGCUUGGAGAGCAUUUCUCUGAUUAAGAGCAAAUUGGCAGCAUUAGAAGAUGUUGACGAGAAUUUGAUUUCAUUGUACAGUCAAGGUGAACCUUUGAGUGAUGAUCAAAUUAUUGGACAGUUGAAUAAUUUCAAUAUUGAUUUCAUUAUUCCAUUGCUUGGAGGAAAAGUUCAUGGAUCUUUGGCUCGUGCUGGUAAAGUUAAAGGCCAGACUCCUAAAGUAGAGAAAGUUGAAAAGAAAAAGAAAAAGAAGACAGGACGAUCUAAAAGGCGAAUUCAGUACAAUAGACGUUUCGUAAAUGUUGUACAAACAUUUGGUCGUAGGAGAGGACCAAAUGCAAAUUCUUAAAAUGUUAUGCACUUCAUAUAUCUUAAAUAAAUAAUUUGAUAACAUUUUGGAAUUUAAAUUAA